Messenger RNA from Oncorhynchus gorbuscha (pink salmon), 2606 nucleotides. RefSeq names its product platelet glycoprotein 4-like. Bases 116 to 1510 code for a protein of 464 amino acids. Gene Ontology annotation, molecular function: low-density lipoprotein particle receptor activity; low-density lipoprotein particle binding; scavenger receptor activity. Lineage: Eukaryota; Metazoa; Chordata; Actinopteri; Salmoniformes; Salmonidae. The record is from RefSeq and is a predicted model, not a curated record. Gene Ontology annotation, cellular component: cell surface; caveola; cytoplasm. Gene Ontology annotation, biological process: amyloid-beta clearance by cellular catabolic process; lipoprotein transport; low-density lipoprotein particle clearance. The transcript is spliced from 12 exons.
UUUAGGACCAGCUGCAUCUGUCUGUACUUGUCCUUCAGUCUCAGUCUCUCGGUCUCUCCGCUGGCACGGCUGCUGCUGGGACCUACAUACACCACAGACAGAAACACACACCACCAUGGGUUGCUGGAACAAGCUGUGUGGGCUAAAGGCUGGAAUUGGGGCUGGAAUUGCAGUGGCCAUAUUAGGUAUAAUCCUUAUCCCCGUGGGGAACAAUAUCAUCCGUGAGACUGUUACAAAGGAAUCGGUCAUCGAGCCUGGAACCACAGCCUGGGACAACUGGGUGUCUGGAGACGCACCUGUGUACAGACAGUUCUGGCUCUUUGACGUGCAGAACCCACAGGACGUGGUGGAGAAUGGGUCAAAGCCCAAAUUGGUGGAGAAAGGGCCCUACACAUACAAGACGCGGUACCUGCCCAAAGAGAACAUCACGGCCAACCCAGAGGACCACACCAUCUCCUUCCUGCUCCCUGCGGGGGCCAUAUUUGAGCCCUCCAUGUCUGUGGGGUCUGAGGACGACAGUGUCACCUCCCUCAACCUAGCUGUGGCUGGUGGGUACAAGUUGUUUCCCCCAUGGGUACUGGAAGCUGCAAUGAAGUUAAACAAUGUCUCCCUCUUCCAGCGACGGACAGUGAGGGAAAUACUCUGGGGUUACAAAGACCCCAUUCUGAAAGGGACACUGGGCCUCUUUUUUCCUUACAACGGCACCUAUGAUGGGCCAUACAGUGUCUUCACAGGCAAGGAUGACAUCUCUAAAGUGUCUAUCAUUGACAGCUGGCAGGGGGAAAAGAAGGUGUCUUUCUGGAACAACACAUACUGCGACAUGAUCAACGGCACAGAUGGCUCGUCAUUCUCUCCCUUCCUGGACAAGAAGAAGCCUCUGUACUUCUUCUCCCCUGACAUCAGCAGGUCUGUGUCAGCUGAGUAUGAGAGGAGCCUGGACCUGAAGGGGAUCGAGGUGUACCGGUUCAAACUGCCCCCGCUCACCCUAGCCUCCCCUGCAGUCAACCCAGACAACCAGUGCUUCUGCACGGACUACGUGGUCACUAAGAACUGCACAUUGGCCGGAGUCCUGGACAUCAGCUCCUCUCGUGGACAACCAGUCUACAUCUCCCUGCCUCACUUCCUGCAUGGUAGUCCAUACCUGGUUGAAGAUGUGGAGGGCCUUGGUCCUCGUGAGGAACAUCACGUCACAUUCCUGGAUGUGGAACCGACAACAGGGUUCAGUCUGAGGUUCGCUAAGAGACUGCAGGUGAACAUGAUGUACGGCCCCUCCAAGAUCAUCACGGUGUUAAAGAAAGUGAAGGACUACACCAUACUCCCUAUAGUUUGGCUAAACGAGACGGCAUCCCUGGAUGACGAGACAGCGGACAGGUUUAAGAAGGAGCUGUUAUCUCGUGUUGACAUGCUGGAGACGGUGCAGUUCACGCUGAUAGGCUUAGGGUCAGCAGCCUUGGUACUCUGCACAGUGGCACAUUGUUUGGUAAGCAGAAACAACAACAAGCUUGUGUGAGAGGGACAAUGCUGCUGGACAACAGAGGAACAGCGGGGGUACAAGGAUAUCAGUGUGCUGUAACUUGUCACUUUUAAUAUCACGCACAUUCUUAAUUUCAGUGUUAUUUACGAUGUGAACAUUCUUGCUCUUUUACAUAGCGAGGAUAUAUUGUAGACAUUGUGUGAGCCAGAAAGUACUUUUUUUGUACAAAUUCUUAUAAAUUGUUCUUUCAUGUUGUUGUAAUUUGAUUUGCACACACCUCCCUGCUAGAUUUUGGUCAGGGAUCUUGAAAGCUAGAAUAUACAGCAGGUUGAAAUUGCUAUGACAUUAAUGUAGCGAACAUUCAUGACUCCAAUAAAAAGAAAUCAAGCUGAUUCAAAUGUAUUCAACUUAAUCUCGGCUCACACUGAAGUUGAGCCAUGAAUAUCGAUGGAGGCAGGAACGGGGAGGAAGUGAAGUUAUUUUAUGAUACCCUGCUUCUCAAGGGGUCUUAAGUAGGGUUAUGACACGGCAUGAGUCUAGCAAAACUGGCCCACAUCCCCAUGGGAAGUAACCAGCUUAGGUUCUCUCAUUGCUGGAACAAACCGCUCUAUUGUACAUUUGAAGCCAAUUUAUUUAGUUUCCCUUUCACCUCAUGUGGCCCGUAAAUCAAAGUGAGAGUGAAAACACCCCCAUACGGAUGAUUAUUCUGUGGUUUCUGCAUGGCACUCGGGUUUGUUUGGUGAGAAAGCACUUUUUUUGCCCUGCAGGAAACCUCUCUUACUUUUAGGGGGUUUUAAAUGACCAUUUGCCAAUUCCCGGGGCUCUUUGAUACUUCUGUCUACUCUAGAGAGUACAGUAACAGUGGAAAGUGAGAUUGAAGGAGCCUUCUCUGCACCAGUUCACUCUGUAAGGAAGCCAUUUUCUUUCUAAGCCAUAUUUUCUAAGAUGUGUGACUGUUUGUAAAUGAAUAUUAAAUACCGAGUAUGAAUCUACAAAUGGACACUAACCAAUAUUCAAUGCUAGUUCUAACAACAGCUACUGAUAUCUUCAUUGAAAUAUUCUGAAGGAAAGUAAGGCCAAUUUGUAAAAUGUUUAAACUUGUGGGUACCUAAUAAAUCACAUUGUAAGUCUA